Messenger RNA from Camellia sinensis, 1678 nucleotides. Lineage: Eukaryota; Viridiplantae; Streptophyta; Magnoliopsida; Ericales; Theaceae. The record is from RefSeq and is a predicted model, not a curated record.
CCGUCAAAAGCACAUUUCAACACUGUUUUUUGCUCUAAAAACUAACAUUUCUUGCUCGAAGGACUCUAGCAAUAAUGGGUAAUUCAAGUUUGGUUGUCUUUCUUUCUUGUAUACUCAUAAGCCUUCUUAGCCUAAAGACAGCCGCGAUGUGUUAUAACACAGGCAACUUCACCACUAACAGCACAUAUGCCAAAAACCGCGACAUCGCUCUAUCUUCCCUUGCCUCAAAUGUCUCCGCCAAUGGUGGGUAUUAUGCUACCUCCAUCGGGCAAGGCUCCGACACAGUUUUUGCUGUCGGAAUUUGCAGAGGUGACCUUUCCAACUAUAGGUGUUUCGACUGUAUCAAUUAUACAAGUCAGGUUAUUAUCAACGAGUGCCCGAACCAGAAAGAAGCGAUUAGUUGGGGAAACCCAGCUCUCUGUACCGUGCGGUACUCAUACAAGUCCUUUUUCAGGGUUAUGGAUACUGCUCCAGCUAUCUGUGUGAUGAUUACAAAUAACAUCACCAACAAUGUUGAUGAGUUCGAUCAGGCCAUGGGUACUUUGGUUGAUAGCCUUAUAUUCAGGGCUGCCAUGAGUGCUUCAACUUCUUCUGGAUCUUCUCUUCUCAAGUUUGUAACUGGUAAAGAAAACUUUACAACAGAUCAGGAUAUAUAUGCUCUGAUGCAGUGUACCCCUGACCUAUCAUCAGCUGAUUGUUCAAAUUGUCUAAGAGGAGCAGUGGAUAUAUAUCGAAGUAUUUGUUAUAGGAAGAUACAAGCAAAUGUUUUGGCACCAAGUUGUGUAUUUCAUUAUGAAUUGAACCAAUUCUAUGAAUAUACAGCUGAUGCUUCACCGCCACCACGGCCACCACCUCCACCACCUCCACCUGUAGUUACUUUGGCUCCUCCCCCGUCAACCCCAUCAAUAAACACUACAACCAAAGCAGACAAUAGGAGUGGCACAUUUCGGACUGCUAUUAUUAUUUUUGUUCCAAUGAGUUUGUUAUUAGUCCUUAGUACCCUUGCCAUUGCUUUUUUCCGAUUAAGAAAGUCUGAGGAUGUGCAAAAAAGGUUGGAUUCUGGUGGCCCCUCCAAAAUGGCUUGGACAACAGUCGUAUCAAAAUUAUUUAAGGUUUCAAGACAUGGUGGUUUGCACCAUGCUGGUAAGUAUUGGAAAAUAGAAGAGUAAAAUGCUUUUGCUUGCGCUGUAAAAUUAGAAAAUGAUGUUAUAUAUAAAAUGUUAGGUCCCUAUGUUGUCAAAUCCGGAGACAAAACCUUGUGUUGAUUCAAAAGUAUUUUUUUUGUGUUUUUGUACUGUCCGCUCGAGCGGAGACUUUUGAGCUCGAGCGUAGAUUAGGAGGUCUCAGUAUUUUGACAGGGUAAGCACAAAUACUGGUGGGUGUGAUUGUACGCUCGAGCGGAAUAUCAUACGCUCGAGCGCAUCUCAGCUUAUUCACACGCCGUUUUUGAUCAGUCCGCUCGAGCGGGCUGUGGUGAGCUCGAGCGGAGAUCGCGGAUCCAGAUUUCUAUUUAAAGCUGUUAAGGGUGUUUUUGUGAAGGACGUUUUCCUAGAUCUGAUCUAAACAAACUAGGGUUGUGUUUAAAGUUUUCUUUGGAGAUUUUUGAUAGUUUUCCUUGAUGUUCUUGAGAGAGUUCUGAACUUAUGCAUUGAGAUUCAUACAUCAAGGAGGUUGCUUC